AUGUAUCAGCAAGCCCUAGAGCGAUACCCAAAUGACGCUGCAAUUGAUAAGGCCGAGGAAGCCCGCAUCGUUCGCAAGCUGGAUAAGCGUAUUAUUCCAGUAUUGGGGAUAUGCUAUUUCUUCUAUUAUGUCGAUAAAACAACGCUGUCAUAUGCUGCUAUAUUCGGCAUCAAGGAUGAUCUCAACCUUCGAGGUACUCAGUACUCAUGGCUAUCAUCACUGUUCUACUUUGGUUGGCUGGGAUGGGCCAUCCCUUCCAAUCUGUUGCUGCAGCGUUCACCACCAGCCUGGUAUCUUUCAUUCAAUAUCUUCAUGUGGGGGGCUCUUCUCAUGUGCCAAGCGGCUGCGAACAACUUCGCAGCGCUCGCUGCGUUGCGCGUCUUAUCGGGCGCAUUCGAAGCCAUUGCGGAUCCGGCAUUCAUGCUGUUUACCUCGAUGUUCUACACCCGCGAGGAGCAACCAUCGCGAAUCUCGGCGUGGUACGCGUUUAAUGGUAUUGGAGUUGCAGGAGGAGGUCUCAUAGGCUACGGCAUUGGCCACAUAAAAGGUGCUUUGGCAUCUUGGCGAUACGAAUUCCUAAUCGUUGGGGCGUUCUGCGCUGUCUGGGCACUUGCACUGCUCUAUGUGCUCCCCAACUCCCCAACGACGUUCCGCGGCUUUUCCCACGAUGAAAGGCUCCUCAUCAUUGCUCGCAUGCGCCGGAACCAGACCGGCGUUGAACAGAAACACAUCAACUGGGCCCACGUGAAAGAAGCCUACUUAGACUACAAAACAUAUCUGUUCGCCCUUCUCGGCUUCCUCGGCGCAGUACCCAAUGGAGGCAUCUCCAAUUUCUCAACUCUCGUCAUUCAAGGUCUAGGCUUCAACAGAUUGCACACUGCUCUCUUGGGAAUACCACAAGGCGUCAUCGUCGUCAUUUGGAUCGGCCUCGGUGCUGUGAUGAACAAGUAUAUGCCGCCAAAUAGUAGGACCUGGGUCUGCGCAGCGUUCAUGCUGCCGACUAUUGCCGGAGCAUUGGGUUUCUUGCUAGCUCCACACGACGCAUAUGUUGGUCGACUCAUUUGCUUCUACCUCACCGGCUCUUACCAAGCAUCCUUUGUCAUCGGCCUCUCGCUAGUCACCAGCAAUACCGGUGGGCAGUCAAAGAAGAUGAUCGUAGCUGGAAUGACCUGGUUCGGAUCCUGCGUCGGUAGCAUUUCGAGCCCGUUCUUCUACAAGUCCGACCAGUCCCCCCGGUACCCACUAGGCAUCGGAUCUCUCCUCGUCGCCAACUGCCUCGAGCUCGCUCUCUUCUUCGUCUUCCGCUACGCUUUCAUUUGGGAGAAUAAGUGCAAGGAGAAGCAGCGAGAGCACCUUCGCGCUCAAGGUAUUGUGUCGGACGAUUCGGAUGGGCUGAACGCUACGGCCUUCCAGAAUCUGUCGGAUAAGGAGAAUCCUAACUUUGUCUAUGUAUAUUAA
Molecule: messenger RNA, 1458 nt
Organism: Aaosphaeria arxii CBS 175.79
Lineage: Eukaryota; Fungi; Ascomycota; Dothideomycetes; Pleosporales
Product: MFS general substrate transporter
Exons: 4
Coding region: 1-1458 (485 amino acids)
Biological process (GO): transmembrane transport
Cellular component (GO): membrane
Molecular function (GO): transmembrane transporter activity
Source: RefSeq, a predicted model, not a curated record